AUGAAAUUAUUUUAAAGAUUAAACAAAUUCAAUUUUUCAUCUAUUUCUGAAUCCCCUUUAUAAAGAUAACUAUUAGUCAAUAAAAAUAAAAAUGCAGUAAGAUUUGAAAAUCAAAAUAAAACAUGGACAUAUUAAGAAAUCGAAACUCAUUCAAAUGCUUUUGCAUAUGGUUUAACUGAACUUGGAUGGAAAUAAGGUGAUAAAUUACUUUUAUGGGUUGAAAAAAAUCAUACAAGUGAAAUAGUUUGUGCAUAAUUAGGAGCAGCUAAAACAGGAGUAGUUUUGAUUCCAUUAUAUGCCCAAAAUGAAUAAGAAUUAGAAAGUGCAAUUAAUGAAUCGAAUGCAAAUGGUAUUUUAUUAAGUCCUAAUAGUAAAGGAUAAUAAGAUAAAAAAUAUAUUGAUAUUAUUAAUUCAGUAAUACCUGAAUUAUAAAGAACCAGUAAUGGAGGUGCUUUAAAAAGUAGAUUUUCUUAAUUAAGACAUGUCUUCCAUACAGGAUUUUAUACAUUUUAAGGAACUUUUAAAUAUAGAUAAUUAUUAGUCUACGCAAGCAAAAAUUUCAAUACUUUAUCAUUGCCAAAAGUAGAUCUAAAUGCUACUCUAUUCUUAUCAAAUAAUAAAUCAUAUAAUUUAAAAGAACUUAUUUCGCAAUCUGAAGGAGCAAACAAAGAAUCAAAUUUAAGCGAAAAAAACUGAAGUUUUUAUAACAGGUGAUGCUAGAAAUGUAUAAGCUUUUUCAGUAGGUGUUUUACAUUCCUUGUUAUAUGGAAAUUAUUCCAUAUAUACUGGAGCUUAAGAUCUAAAUAAAGUAGGUGAAGUUUUAAGACUUUAUUAGUAACCUUUACUUUUUGUAGACACUAUUAUAGCCUAAAAAACAUAAAAAUUAGAAAAUUAAGAAAAUUUUUCUAAUAUAUUAAAUAUUAUAAGUAGUGAUGAAUCAGUAAAUAAAUUAUUUAGAAACAAAUAAGUUUAAUAACUUAAACUUUGAAAA
Messenger RNA from Ichthyophthirius multifiliis, 991 nucleotides. RefSeq lists its product as hypothetical. The transcript has 8 exons. Lineage: Eukaryota; Ciliophora; Oligohymenophorea; Hymenostomatida. The record is from RefSeq and is a predicted model, not a curated record.